CAACCUCCAUUUUUAAGGAAGCUAAACAAAAAAAUACCACACAAAGAGUCUUUAUACACAUAGUAACGAUUUAUGCUUAGUCCAAGAAAUUAUGAGUUUGAUCAAACUUCUAAAGCCAAAGUUCCUUUUUCAUGGGAGUUGAAGCCUGGAGUUUCAAGAAAGCACAACAAAGCUGAAGAUCAGCUACAAUGGAAUCUUACGCCGCCUCCAUGUCCUCAUGUAAUGUAUAGUGAGGAAGUGUUGCACAGUCCUCUUGUUGUUUGUCCUUUCACGCCUUCUAAUAUGGUUAGGACUUCGAGAUCCAAUUUUUCAAGUUUCAGGAAGAGAGAAGACGACCCUUUUCUUGAAGCUUAUAGAAAAUGUUUGGAGCGUAGCCCGCUUCGUAUCUCUUCUUUGGGAAGAAACGUUCGAGAUGAUCAAGCUUGUUACGCGAAGAACAAGAAAAAGUCUUUUCUUUUAUGGCUAUGGAGUACGUACUCUUGCAAACUUGGUACUGAUGGCUGGAGUACAGUAUCCCGAUUCCUUAAACCUAAAUCUAAUAAGAGAAUCAAUUCCACCGAUGAGACUCCGAGGAAGACUGAAGGGGAAUUAGAUAGAGCGAGAGACAUGGAGAGCAGCGAGGAAGACGACGAGUACCCAUUUAUCGAAAGCAUCACUCCUCAGUCAAAGAUCGAUUCCGUUCACCAGUCUCUCACCGAAAAGGGAAUUAGAAAGCUUUGCUGUGAGCUUAUGGAUUUAAAGGAUGCUGUGGAAAAUAUGUGCGGUGAUAUGCGUACCAAGUACCUUGCUUUCUUAAGAAUAUCUGAAGAAGCGGUGGAGAUGGAGCACGAGUUGGUUGAGCUACGGAAACAUAUUUCUUCUCAGGGGAUUCUUGUGCAGGAUCUGAUGGCUGGAGUUUGCCGUGAGAUGGAUGAUUGGAAUCGAUCCCCUGGUGAUGUACAUGACGCUGAAGUCGAAGAGGACCCCUUGCCUAAUGAAGUUACCGAUCCAAAGUCUGAGUUCCUGGAGAAAAUUGACCUUCUUUUGGCUGAACAUAAAGUGGAUGAAGCACUGGAGGUGAUGGAUGCUGAGGAAAGAAGCAGUCCAGAUCUUAAAGGAUCAGUCGAGAUGUCUUCUUACAAGUCUGCGUUUAUGGAAAGAAAGGCGGUUCUUGAGGAUCAGCUCCUUAAGAUAGCUAAGCAACCUUCGAUUUGUGUAGCUGAAUUGAAGCAUGCAUUGAAUGGGUUGAUCAGAAUUGGAAAAGGACCCUCAGCUCACCAAUUGCUUCUAAAGUUUUACGCCACAAGCCUCCGCAGAAGAAUUGAGGCCUUUCUUCCUUCAUGUUCCACUUGCCCAAACACUUUCCCCGCCACUCUUUCUAAGCUUGUUUUCUCUAACAUCUCAGUGGCUGCAAAAGAAUCAGCAGCGAUGUUUGGUGAUGAUGAUAAUCCCGCAUAUUCCAACAAAGUUGUUCAAUGGGCAGAGAGGGAAGUUGAAUAUUUGGUGCGGUUGGUUAAAGAAAACGCUUCUCCUUCUGAAACAUCUUCUGCAUUGCGUGCAGCCAGUAUAUGUCUUCAAGAUUGUCUUAACUAUUGCAAAGUGUUGGAACCACAAGGCUUAUUUUUGUCUAAGCUAUUUUUGGUGCUGUUCCGGCCUUAUGUUGAAGAAGUGUUGGAGUUGAAUUUUAGACGGGCUCGAAGGGUUAUCUUUGACUUGACUGAAACUGAUGAGGGCUUGGAAUCAUCCUCUGACUUUGUGAUAAUAUUAUCUGAAUUCGCUAUCGCUUCAGAUACUAUGAUGACUGAUUGUAGCAUUCGAUUCAUGCUAAUUGUGCAAGACAUACUUGAGCAGUUAACACACCUAGUUGUGUUACACUUUGGUGAGAGUGUGUUAACGAGGAUACUGCAACUAUAUGAUAAAUACAUCGACUUUCUGAUCAAAGCCUUGCCUGGCCAUUCAGAUGAGGAUGGUCUCCCUGAGCUCCAAGAUCAUACCGUACUCGCUAGAGCUGAGACAGAUUCCGAGCAGCUUGCUCUUCUUGGAGCGGCGUUUACAAUACUUGACGAACUUUUACCAAGAUCACUUGUUAAAGUCUGGAAACUCCAGAUUGAAAAUGGCGGAGGAGAAGGUGAGAGUAGUGCUGCUCUAAACAGUAGCGCUGCACCGGAACUGAAAGAAUGGAAACGCCACAUGGUUCAAGCAUUUGACAAACUCAGAAACUACUUCUGUCUGCAGUUUGUCUUGAGCUUCAUCUACUCUAGGGAAGGGCUAACGCGACUAGACGCACUCAUUUAUUUAACCGAAACACCAGAUGACUUGCAUCUGCCGUCUUUACCAUUUCAGGCAUUGUUUUCUAAGCUACAACAGUUGGCCAUAAUUGCGGGGGAUGUUCUGCUUGGUAAAGAGAAGCUUCAAAAGAUUCUACUAGCGAGAUUAACUGAGACUGUUAUAAUCUGGCUAUCAAACGAGCAGGAGUUUUGGAGUGCAUUCGAGGACGAGUCAAAUCCACUUCAGUCAUCUGGGUUGCAACAGUUGAUCCUCGACAUGAACUUCACAGUGGAGAUAGCCCGGUUCGCAGGUUAUCCAUUUAAAGUAGUUCAGAACCAUGCAUCAGUAGUGAUCAACCGAGCCAUCAAUAUAUUCUCCGAAAGAGGCAUCAACCCACAAAGCUCACUCCCGAAGACAGAGUGGUUCACAGAAGCCGCCAAGUCAGCUAUCAACAGGCUACUCAUGGGGUCUGAGGAUGCUUCAGAACCGGAAGAGUAUGAGUGUGAAGAAGAAGAAGAAGAAGAAGAAGACGAUGAUCACAUCGUGCUCCCUGAGAUGGAUGAAGACUCAGAUUCCGAAGAUACAUCUUCACUUUCGACAGUGGACUCGUUCGAGUCAUUUGCUUCUGCAAGCAUGGCUGACCUUGAGAAAGAAGCACUUCCUGAUCCCACAGUGACGGGUACAGGUUCUGGUUCUCUAUUUGUGGAGUCAAGGAAGAAUAUGAGCUUUCAAGUCAGGAGAGAUAGGGGCGAUGAUAGGUCUCGAUUCAACCCUCAGCAAACGUGGAUUCCUAGAAACGCAUCUCCCUCCACCGUGGUGGUAAAUGAGCCCUUGCUUCCUCCUCAUUCAGAUAGAAAUUCUGAAAGCCUUGAUGCUGCUGCUGCGGCAUCCCGUCCUGUUUAUCUGCAAAGGCAGCAUAACGCUUCUGGUCCUCCUCCCUAUAACCACCACCAAAGGAGUAAUAACAACAGUGGUCCACCUCCACCUAAUCGACAUAGAAGAAAUAAUGCGCCUGAUAACCAGCACCAAAGGAGUGAUAACAACAUUGGUUCACCUCCACCUAAUCGACAUAGAAGGAAUAAUGCUUCUGGAACUCUGCCGGAUAAUCGCCAAAGAGUUGCAUCUAGGACACGGCCUGUGAAUCAGGGGAAAAGGGUAGCUAAGGAGGAGAAUAUUGUGUCGACAGACCCAAACUUGCCUCAACUUGUUCAAGAGUUACAGGAGAAGCUGGUGAAGAGUUCUAUUGAGUGUAUGAUUUGUUAUGACAAGGUUGGUCGCUCUGCCAAUAUCUGGUCAUGCUCCAGCUGUUAUUCCAUCUUCCAUAUCAACUGUAUCAAGAGGUGGGCUCGAGCACCAACUUCAAUUGAUUUGCUAGCUGAGAAAAAUCAAGGUGAUAACUGGAGAUGUCCAGGUUGCCAAUCUGUACAGUUGACAUCUUCUAAAGAGAUUUGCUAUCAGUGCUUUUGUGGAAAGAGAAGAGAUCCACCGUCUGAUCCUUAUCUCACUCCACACUCAUGUGGGGAACCAUGCGGGAAACCGCUGGAGAAAGAGCUUGCAGCAGCUGGGACGACUAAAGAGGAUCUUUGUCCUCAUGCAUGUGUGUUGCAGUGUCAUCCUGGUCCAUGUCCUCCCUGUAAGGCGUUUGCUCCACCUCGUAGCUGUCCUUGUGGUAAGAAGAUGGUUACUACUAGAUGCUCCGAGCGGAGAUCUGAUCUCAUUUGUGGGCAGCGUUGCGAUAAGCUUCUCAAUUGCGGGCGUCAUCAAUGUGAAAGGGCAUGUCAUGUUGGCCCUUGUGAUCCUUGUCAGGUACUUGUUAAUGCCACAUGUUUCUGCAAGAAAAAAGUGGAGACUGUCAUUUGCGGUGAUAUGAAUGUGAAGGGGGAAUUGAAAGCAGAAGAUGGUGUGUAUUCGUGCAGUUUUAACUGUGGGAAGCCUCUUGGAUGUGGUAAUCAUUUCUGUUCCGAGGUCUGCCAUCCGGGACCUUGCGGAGACUGUGACUUACUGCCCAGUAGAGUUAAGACAUGCUAUUGUGGGAAAACACGUUUAGAAGAACAGAUCAGGCGGAGUUGCUUGGACCCAAUUCCUUCUUGUUCAAAUGUAUGUAGGAAGCUUCUUCCUUGUAGGUUACAUACUUGCAAUGAGAUGUGCCAUGCAGGUGAUUGCCCGCCUUGUUUGGUCCAAGUUAACCAGAAAUGCCGGUGUGGGUCAACAUCCAGGGCUGUGGAAUGCUACAUAACAACUUCAUCAGAGACAGAGAAGUUUGUGUGCUCUAAGCCAUGUGGACGUAAGAAGAACUGUGGGAGACAUAGAUGUAGCGAGCGUUGCUGCCCUCUCUUGAACGGGAAGAAAAAUGAUCUAUCUGGCGAUUGGGACCCACACGUCUGCCAAAUACCUUGUCAGAAGAAGCUGAGGUGCGGGCAGCAUUCCUGUGAAUCUUUAUGUCACAGUGGACAUUGCCCUCCUUGUCUAGAGAUGAUCUUCACUGAUCUUACAUGUGCUUGUGGAAGAACUUCGAUUCCUCCACCACUACCAUGUGGGACACCUGUUCCUAGCUGUCAGCUUCCAUGCUCGAUUCCUCAGCCUUGUGGCCAUUCUGAUACGCAUGGAUGCCAUUUUGGAGAUUGUCCUCCUUGUUCUGCCCCUGUGGAAAAGAAGUGCGUUGGUGGUCAUGUGGUUCUCAGAAACAUACCUUGUGGGUUGAAAGACAUUAGAUGUAACAAGAUUUGUGGAAAGACGAGACGUUGUGGCAUGCAUGCUUGUGCCAGAACUUGUCACCCUGAGCCUUGUGACAGCUUCAAUGAAUCUGAAGCAGGUAUGCGUGUUACGUGUAGACAGAAGUGUGGUGCUCCUAGAAGAGAUUGCAGACACACUUGUGCAGCACUCUGCCAUCCUUCCGCGCCUUGCCCUGACCUAAGAUGUGAAUUUUCAGUCACAAUUACUUGUUCAUGUGGUCGCAUAACCGCUACGGUUCCUUGUGAUGCUGGAGGAAGAAGUGCCAACGGUUCUAAUGUUUACUCUGCGGCCUAUGAUGAAGCCUCUGUUUUACAGAAGCUUCCAGCCCCACUUCAGCCUGUUGAGUCGAGCGGAAACCGAAUCCCUCUCGGACAGAGAAAGCUUUCGUGUGAUGAUGAGUGUGCGAAGCUGGAGCGUAAGCGGGUUCUUCAAGAUGCAUUUGAUAUCACUCCCCCAAAUCUGGAGGCAUUACAUUUCAGCGAGAAUUCUGCUAUGACAGAGAUUAUUUCAGACCUUUAUAGGCGUGAUCCAAAGUGGGUACUGGCUGUUGAAGAGCGCUGCAAGUUCUUGGUACUUGGGAAAGCAAGAGGAAGCACAAGUGCCCUUAAGGUCCAUGUCUUCUGCCCUAUGCAGAAGGAUAAACGAGACACGGUUCGGCUUAUAGCUGAGAGGUGGAAACUUGGUGUUAGCAAUGCAGGGUGGGAGCCAAAACGGUUUACAGUGGUUCACGUAACACCAAAAUCGAAACCGCCAACACGGAUCAUUGGAGCUAGGGGUGGUGCUAUCUCGAUAGGAGGGCCACACCCACCAUUCUUUGAUCCGCUGGUGGAUAUGGAUCCGGGACUUGUGGUUUCUUUACUGGAUCUUCCGAGAGAGGCGAAUAUCAGCGCCUUGGUACUGAGAUUUGGGGGUGAAUGUGAGCUUGUUUGGCUGAAUGACAAGAAUGCUUUAGCCGUGUUCCACGACCAUGCCCGAGCUGCCACUGCCAUGAGGAGGCUUGAGCACGGUUCAGUAUACCAUGGAGCUGUGGUUGUCCAGAACGACGGGCAAUCUCCAUCACUUAAUAAUGCAUGGGGAAAAUUACCUGGCGGAUCGGCGUGGGAUGUUCACAAAGGAAAUCCUUGGAGGAAAGCUGUGAUUCAGGAGAGUGAUGACUCCUGGGGAGCUGAAGAUUCCCCCAUUGGAGGAUCAUCUACAGAUAUUCAAGCCUCUGCACAGAGAUCAGCAAAGAGCAACACUCCAAUCGUUACCUCGGUUAACCGUUGGAGUGUUUUGGAGUCCGAGAAGGCCAGCACAUCCACUUUAGAGCCAAUUGCUCAGAUAGAAGAGAGCAGCAGUUCAAAAACGACCGGUAAACAACCGGUGGAAGGCUCUGGUGAAGAAGUGGUGGAUGACUGGGAGAAGGUAUAUUGUUCAGACGUAUAUAACGGAGAAUGUAUGCGUCAUGCGUGUGCGAAUGCUGUGAUGACUGAUGAGUCCAUUUCAGAGCUUAGGUGAUAGCCAACGAAGUGCCGUUUUUGUUUUGGCAUCUAUGACGUUUGCUUCGUUUAUUUAUAUAUUAACUAAAACGGCAUGUUUUUUCAUUGUUCAGUUACUGUGAAACGGCAUGUUAUUUUAAUCAUUGAAGAAAUAUUGUAACGCUUU
Arabidopsis arenosa is the source of this 6624-nucleotide messenger RNA. The record is from the annotation of a GenBank genome assembly. Lineage: Eukaryota; Viridiplantae; Streptophyta; Magnoliopsida; Brassicales; Brassicaceae.